This is a messenger RNA of Phytomonas sp. EM1, 864 nucleotides long. The record is from the annotation of a GenBank genome assembly. NCBI's taxonomy places the organism in Eukaryota, Euglenozoa, Kinetoplastea, Trypanosomatida, Trypanosomatidae.
GUCAAUCUAAAACAUUCAAACGGCAAAAACUAUUAGUAGUACUACUAUUGGCGUCUGUUAAUGGAUACGAAUCGCUUUUAAUGAAGAAUCCAGAUUAGGGUCCGAGGUGAUACGACUCCGCCCAUGCUGGCCGUCUGUGGCAAUCUGAGCGGGACUGCGACCAUCAAGAUCUUACAACUGCUAGAUGUCUCUUAUGAUAGCAACCCAUUUGACAUCCGCGACGAAAUGGAGCUCAUAACGAGUAACGAUAACAAUGAUGCAGUGAAUCUCUAACGCUAUCUCAAGAACUACGGUGAAAAAUACCUAAGAAUACAUCAUUUUAUCGAUUAGGGUCUCAGGAAUGGUCGUUAAAAUCUGCAUAAAUACCUUGCAAUUACGGAGAGAUCAUCGUGGUGCUGGGCUGAAGGGGUGGGAAGUGCUCGCAAAGGAGAAUAGUAGUCUGCGGAUUCUGACAAACUUAUCGGUUUAUAAAUACCAUAUUGAAAGUUGCUUGAUCGCUACUAUAGAGUGGGAUGCUGUUUACUUGGGUGGAAUUUUAGAUGAAAAAAGUUUUGAUGCGGGGAAAUGGAAUCAAAGCAUCGUUUGUGAUAAUUUUGGCCCCAUUCUUAGAAACAUCACAAGGCCACACGAAUAGUACCAACAAAAUGCUUGUAUUUAAGCGAAUACCCAGUCUGGGCGCGUCUCGUACGUAUAGGGUACCUGUUCCUCUCUUUUCCCCCUACUCAUAUGCAUAUACAUUGAGGCUCUCUUUCAUACUGAGCGUAAUUAUUACAAUCUCAAUAUUUACAUUGUAGACGGAUAACACAUUUGGUUGAGUUCGUUGGUCACCCGUUUACUUGUACGUUCGGAAAAAAUAGGAAAAAU